UUUCUACUGCAUGCAAUCAUGGAGGAACAUUGGGAAGUAUCAUUGAAAUGUCGAGUUGCGGUAUAGGAAAAUGCGUUGACUGCCGGUGCAUCGCUUGUCUUUUGGCACUACAUAAUCAUUCCAUGGUCGUCAUCGAUGUAGAAAUGAGUAAGCGUAUACGAUGACCGUCAAGUUUCUCUCCUGCAGCUCAUAGAUUCCUUUCAUGCAUGUGUCUUACGUUCACAAUUUGUCCGGUUUGGGAACGCGUUGUCGAGAGCUUACACCUGUCUUGGGACAUGAAGCGGAUGAACACAGUUUUCUAUUAUAGAUAUGCAUCCAUGCGACUAUUCGGUUGUUCUUAUGUCGCCAGAUCCUAUGGUGCGUGCUCAAGACCUUGAUUCCUUGUCGCUUAAGCUACCAUCCACAAAAGGGUACCGCCAAUCAUCAAAAACAAUCCCCACGUCUCACCAGUUGAAACACUAGAAACCGACUAGUUCUACCUCGUUGCUCAAGAAAUUCCAACAUGCCUCUUUUGUUCUGUUCGUCUGCGCUGUAAUAACUACUGAUAUCCUAUCAGCGUUCUGUACCUGUUGAUUUGUUUAUAUGCAACUGCAUGUUGUUGAAAACUCCGCAUUGAAGUGCGUAAGCAUCAUCACGUGAACGGUCACUUUCCACUCCCGCCAUCCAUCCGGGCAAACAACAACAGUUCACGCCCCGCCAUCGACUCUGUACCAACGAUAGACAUAAAAUUAUAGCUUGUUAAGUAUGGCGGCUGGCGAUCACAAGAAAGAAGACUUUCGAAAAUACCUUGAAAAGAAUGGUAUCAUUGAUGCCUUGACUAAAGUUCUCGUUGGCCUGUAUGAAGAACCUGAAAAGCCUGAAAAUGCCAUGGAUUACGUAAAACAAUUUCUUGGAGGCCCAUCAGACGUUGAUGUGGAAGCUCUGCGUAAUGAGAAUGAGGAGUUACGUCGCAAAGUUGAAGAGUUACAGCAGCGGCUUGAUGAGAUUAAGGGAGCAAAUCAACCUACGGUACAAGAACCGGCUAGCGUUACCCCAGGAGCACCUGGAGCCCCUGUCGAGCCACAGCCUGCCCAAUGAUUUGUAGUGGUCAAGAAUCCCACAUAACACCUGGACACCUGUUCCGUUGAAUGUACAUAUUUACCCUUUUGGAAAUAAAACUUCACAAAGUCACUAAAAGC
Spizellomyces punctatus DAOM BR117 is the source of this 1178-nucleotide messenger RNA. RefSeq lists its product as uncharacterized. Gene Ontology annotation, molecular function: transcription coactivator activity. Lineage: Eukaryota; Fungi; Chytridiomycota; Chytridiomycetes; Spizellomycetales; Spizellomycetaceae. Gene Ontology annotation, biological process: regulation of DNA-templated transcription. The record is from RefSeq and is a predicted model, not a curated record. Bases 745 to 1077 code for a protein of 110 amino acids. Gene Ontology annotation, cellular component: nucleus. The transcript is spliced from 5 exons.